AUGACGUCUUGAGAAAGCAACGGUGGCGAUGCGGCUUCUCCAAAAUCAUAACACCAGUGUGAUCGGCGGGUAAAUGUAUAUCAAAUACGUCAUUUCAAAUUCCCAAUUUCGAGAAAGGACCUCCGAACGGAAACCCUAGAUUGAGGCAAGGGGGAAAGAAAUGGGACGUGAUCAUCAUCGUAAUCAAGCGGCCGACGGUCUGGUGCUUCUGUUGAUGAAAGCUCACCAUGAUCUCGCAGCGGUUCAGUCCAAGCUCGAGAAGGAAUUUCAACAGACUUACCCAGACAAUGCAAAUCCUGUAAAGCUGGUUAAUAGGAUAAAGAAGAUACAGGAGGAGGUUUCAGGGCUAAAGGAGCAGUGCGGCGAGCUUCUUGCUGCAAAACAGGUGACUUGCUCUACUUCAUCCUGUCAAUUGGGAUUUCCCCACCAUAAGCGAAGCCACCAAAAUGCUAGCGCAUUGGAGACUAGUAAUGAUGGUGCACUUACUGAGUAUUGCGAAUAUGGUUGGUUCUUCGGGCUAUUUCUGCAGGAGUUGGUUGAUAAAGCACGCACGGUUCUUUUGGGGAACAACAAUGUAAUACAAAGGAUGCAAGUAUCAACUGGCAUUUCUCCAACUACUGUUGAUGAGGAUCCUGCAUUUGCUGACUUCAAUCAGGUCAUUGAUGAGUGGAGUACACAAGUCCGAUCAGGAACUGGAAACGAUGGAGAUGAUUCUGAAGGCCAGGACAUAAACCAAUUGCUCUUCUCUACCAUUGUGCAAAGCAACGACUAAGUACAGACGUCGGUAGCAAAGACCUGGGUAGCCGAAGAUGGGAUUUCCCAGAACCUAUCUAAAAUUGUAGUAUGGCCUCAAGUACCAAUUGCGUGACAAACACCACAUAUUUGAAGAAGAUAACAAGCAAUCCCCAAAGUUUGAUUUGGUGGUACAGUCAGUAUUUACGUCAGAGUUGUAUUAACAAUGCAUCCUGUUACAGUUAAAAGUGGAUUAUGAAAUGCUAAUCAAUUUGUGCUAAUACAAACUUGA
Molecule: messenger RNA, 1024 nt
Organism: Linum tenue
Lineage: Eukaryota; Viridiplantae; Streptophyta; Magnoliopsida; Malpighiales; Linaceae
Source: the annotation of a GenBank genome assembly